AUGGCUUUCUCAGUAAGAAUUGUUUUCACAAUUUUGGUUGCAUUUACAAUAUGCUUUUCCACAAGCAUCAAUGCACGUCCUGGUCCUUUGCAUGACGAUGAUCUUCGUCGUACCGAGUCACGUACUCUAGUGACUCGUUUAAACUUGGAUGGAAACUCAACGAGUUGCUGGGACUCAUUGUUCAAGCUUCAAUCUUGCUCAGGGGAGUUAAUUCAGUUUUUCUACAAUGGUCAGACUUAUUUGGGCCCUGAUUGUUGCAAUGCAGUUUUUAUUAUAGUUCAUGAUUGCUGGCCUGCUAUGUUAGGCUCAUUGGGCUUUACUUCUGAAGAAGGUGAUAUUUUAAGGGGCUAUUGUGAUGCUGUGGAGAAUACUUCUGGCCCAAAACCACCUAGCCCACCUCAUGCUUCUGGGCCCAUUAAGGAUGGAGUUAUGGAUUAA
Molecule: messenger RNA, 438 nt
Organism: Beta vulgaris subsp. vulgaris (sugar beet)
Lineage: Eukaryota; Viridiplantae; Streptophyta; Magnoliopsida; Caryophyllales; Amaranthaceae
Product: egg cell-secreted protein 1.2-like
Exons: 1
Coding region: 1-438 (145 amino acids)
Biological process (GO): double fertilization forming a zygote and endosperm
Source: RefSeq, a predicted model, not a curated record